Molecule: messenger RNA, 1278 nt
Organism: Alternaria infectoria
Lineage: Eukaryota; Fungi; Ascomycota; Dothideomycetes; Pleosporales; Pleosporaceae
Exons: 2
Coding region: 1-1278 (425 amino acids)
Source: RefSeq, a predicted model, not a curated record
AUGAGUUCAACCUGCAUCGACCAGCAACUAUGCCAGAAAGCCCUGCUUUUGCUUGAAAAGAACUUCUCAAAUGUCAGGAUUCAGCACCUCGUUACCAUCGGCGCCAAGUAUAUGGCAGUCAUGGAUGGCAAGGGCAUACUAGCCAAGGAUAAUCUCAAUGUCGAUUCCCACCCCUUCUGGUCGCAGAUAUCGGUGUUGGAUGUCAGCAGCAAUGGCUCCAUGUACGACGAGUACAUCUGGGUAGACCCCAAAAUCUGGGACAUGGAACAGCCAGCGUUUACUUGCUCACCCCCUUGCAAUGUCAAGAUUCCCCCGUGGACCCGUGCUACAAGCACACUGAACUAUCCACUGAUCACGGUCAGCGAUGGCGAAUGGACAAGCACCAUCACGAAACCGCCCAUGACGAUAUCGGAGUGGGUGUUUGAGCCAGUGACACUGACUGGACAAGCUGUCAACCAGAAGCGCCAGGGCUUCGAGGCUUUUUGGCCCAAACCCGCGACCACACCCCACUGGCCUUCGGUGAUCUACGCCGGUCCAGAUGGUGAUUCUACCACAGUAGGGCCUAAGAUAUCCUUUCCAAAGCCACCUCAAUCUAUCGGUCCCAAUGCGCAGCCUCCACCGACGGGUAGCUGGCCCAAGAGGCAAAUUCAGCCUAUCAUUGGUCAGAUCGAGGAGCCGUUGGUCAAGGAGUGUGGCUUCAUAGACUGGGUUUGCUUCACCGAACCAUGGAUCUUCGGCGACAACAACACCAACUCUGAUGGGGAUAACGGCGAUUUCGACGAAAACUGGGAAGACAGCUGGGUCGUAUGUCCAAUACCGAGCAGUUCCUCGUCUAGUUCGACCUCUUCCAGGACGUCGACGAAAACGACAACAAGUGAAGACCCGCCGGAGCCUACGGCAUCUCCGCGCGAAGGCGAUCCAAUGCAGAAUGAAGUCGACUGUUACGGUGGCCUGGAUCAAAAGACGGAGCAUACGCGCAUGGACAGCGCCAUCCACGACUUCUGCAUUGCGAUAGGUAGCUCGGGUGACGUCUUCAAGGAAAAUUACUUCAAGUCGUUAACUUACACAUUCUACCACAGCACGGGAACCGGUGUCCAAAUCCUCAUUUCGCUCAGCGUCGACCCAGGCUGCCAGUUCAAGUAUGACUACGACUUGUGCCACAAAUACCUGGAGGUUCCUGUCAACAGCUGUCAAUGUGGGGGUGUGAACGGGAAGCAGGGUGGGUUUCUGAAUAACGACUGCUACGAGUGGAGGAUUGAUCCGCAAACGACGUUCUAA